AUGCAGGCACCGCCGGCGUGGGUCAUGCAGACGAUAGCGAGGCUUCCGCCAUCCGUGCAGCAGCGAGUGCAGGAGCUCCUCAUGCGCGUCAUGAAGGACAUGUUCCUUCCUGCUUUGGCGACAAUCCCGGCCGUUUGGGCCAUCGCUUACGUUCCCCACUUUCUGCAGCUGGGUCUCGUGCUUUCCAAGACGGGGACGCGGGAGAACACCAACCGAGAGCCGCGGACCACGGACCUUGAGCAGAAAGGUGCUCGCACGACGGACCUGGAGCAGAAAGGUUCUCACAGGAGAAGUAGUCGGGACCGGGAGCACGGCAGCCGAGACCCGCGCACGAAUGACCUGGAGCAGACUGCUGCUCACAGGAGGAGUCGGGAUCGGGAGAGCCGUGAGCCGCGCGCUGUCGAAAUUGAACAGACCGUGGCUCACCGGAAGCUCAUCCAGCGCUGCCUUGCGUGCCAUGUGAAUGCCUUAGGGAGUUUCCCGGCCUUUGCUGCAGCCGUGAUUCUUUGCAAGCUGCAGAAGGCCAAGCCCAUGGAGGCAGCGCGGCUGUGCUACCGUUACCUCUUCAUGCGCAUACUGUACACGGCUUUCUACCUUGGGGGCAACAACAACGCUGUGGUUGGGCUACGCACACUCGCGUGGAUGGACAGCACCUACUGCAUCGCGCGUCUCUACACCACUGCUCUUUCAGCCGCCAAGUGA
Messenger RNA from Symbiodinium sp. CCMP2592, 702 nucleotides. The record is from the annotation of a GenBank genome assembly. Lineage: Eukaryota; Dinophyceae; Suessiales; Symbiodiniaceae.